Acanthosepion pharaonis is the source of this 759-nucleotide messenger RNA. NCBI's taxonomy places the organism in Eukaryota, Metazoa, Mollusca, Cephalopoda, Sepiida, Sepiidae. The record is from the annotation of a GenBank genome assembly.
AUGCCUUUUUACAUAUAUUUUCCUUGCUGCUUUUUCUUUUCUUCUAUUUCUUCUUCAUUAUUUGUUUUCAACUUUUUUCUUUCCUUCUUAUUUUCCCUAUUUUAUUAUAUUCAUCUUUCUUUAAUUCCUUCUUAUUCUCUCUCACCUUUUUCUUCUUUCUUUAUUUUUUCUUUUCAUUUUAGCAUUCUCGCAAAGUUUCUCUUCAUUUUCUUCACUUCGUUUUUCUUUCUUUCUUUUCUCUUUUUCUACUUUUCUUCUUCCUCAUUUGCGUUAUAUUUUCUCUAUUUUAUUCGACUUUCUUUUUUGAAUAUCUUUCUUUUUUUUUCGUCUAUUUACCUUUCUUUCUUUCUUUCUUUCUUUCUUUCUUUCUUUCUUUAUUUUCCUUUACUCUUUCUUUACCAUAUUUAUUUGUCUUCUUUCGUUUUAUUCAUCUUCUUCAUAAAUUAUUCAUUCCGGUUUCGUUUUGCAAUCCCCAUCUUGAUUUAUACGCUUACUCCCCUUUAUCUCCUUGUUCACUUUCUAUUUUUCUUUCUUUUUUUAAAUUCUUUCAUUAUCUAUUUGUAUUUAUUGGUUAAUUUCACAUCUAUAAAACUGAAGUUGUCUCAGUUUUUUCCUUAUUAUGUAAAUAUUUUCUUAUCUAUCUAUCUAUCUAUCUAUCUAUCUAUCUAUCUAUCUAUCUAUCUAUGUGGCCUUCUUUGUCUGUUUAAUAUAUUAUAUUUAAUUUCAUUAGUCUUCAAAUUUGUCAAUCUGUCUGCCUGA